Messenger RNA from Galeopterus variegatus (Sunda flying lemur), 950 nucleotides. Its product is annotated as regulator of microtubule dynamics protein 3-like. The record is from RefSeq and is a predicted model, not a curated record. Bases 279 to 806 code for a protein of 175 amino acids. The transcript is spliced from 3 exons. Lineage: Eukaryota; Metazoa; Chordata; Mammalia; Dermoptera; Cynocephalidae.
GGGGGUUGAAGACCUAGAAGCCGGACUCCGUGACCUAGAUCAGGGGGUGUGUUGGAGGGGAGGCUACGUCAAAGCUGGGUGAGGAACGGGGUAGUCAGGCCCAGGAGGCAGGCGGAAGCCUUAGGGUCCGGAUUGGGGUGAGGGAGCUCAGGAUCUGGGCAAAGAGCUAUCUCCCGGUGUCAAUCUAGUCUUGGGGUGGGUGGACCAGGCUCACGAACCUCUCUUCCCCUCCCCACGCCCGCCUGCUCCCGGUGGUUUAUGCGGGCUGCAGGUGCAGCAUGUCUAGAUUGGGGGCCCUGGGCGGCGCCCGCGCCAAGCUGGGACUGUUGCUGGGCACUGCUGCCGGCCUUGGAUUCCUGUGCGUCCUCUACAGCCAGCGGUGGAAACGGUCCCAGCGCCAUGGCCGGAGCCAGAGCCUGCCCAACGCCUUGGAAUACACGCAGACUUCAGAGCCCAGACGCCAGGUGAUGCAGUUGCGGUCCAUCCCAGGUGAGGCUGGAGAUGCUGCAGUACUGCCCAGCCUUCCACAGGAAGGGCAGGAGAAGGUGCUGGACCGUCUGGACUUUGUGCUAACCACUCUUAUGGCAUUGCGGCGGGAGGUGGAGGAGCUGAGGAGCAGCCUGCAAGGGCUUGCUGGGGAGAUUGUUGGGGAGGUCCGAUCCAACAUGGAAGAGAACCAGAGAGUGGCUCGGCGGCGAAGGUUCCCAUUUCUCCGGGAGAGGAGUGACUCCACUGGCUCCAGCUCUGUCUACUUCACGGCCUCCUCAGGAGCCACGUUCACAGAUGCCGAGAGUGAAGGGGGGUGAGUUGUCUCUCCUGGAGGCAGUUAUGGCUGCAGCCAGGUUGCAUUUUGUAAAAGUAUUAUCAAUGGAAAAUUCAAACCAAACUGCUGUAAAUAACUUUUGGAACAUGGCAAGAGUAUAAAAAAAUAAAAUACAGAGCAGUUGAAA